Molecule: messenger RNA, 1386 nt
Organism: Limanda limanda (common dab)
Lineage: Eukaryota; Metazoa; Chordata; Actinopteri; Pleuronectiformes; Pleuronectidae
Product: ephrin-A2-like
Exons: 4
Coding region: 243-911 (222 amino acids)
Biological process (GO): ephrin receptor signaling pathway; osteoclast differentiation; axon guidance
Cellular component (GO): plasma membrane
Molecular function (GO): ephrin receptor binding
Source: RefSeq, a predicted model, not a curated record
AGAGUGAGAGUUCCGGUUCGGAGGGACGCACAUGGACGGACUAACGGACCUGCUGCGGCUCUGAUCCGGUCCCGGUCCGGAUCCCAUGGAGCUCUGAGGCCGCUGGUUCUGGACCCGGCUCGGACCGACGCGGGUUGCUGACCCGGUGCCUUCUGGGAAAUAAAAAGUUGACCAGCCAAUAAUCGAUGAGUCUCGAUCCGCUGCGGAGACCAACCAGCUGAUCCGGGUCUGCUCUGCGGGACAUGGAGCUCCGCGGCCGGCUGCUGCUGCUGCUCGGCCUGGGGCUCCGGUUCUGCUCCGGGACCACCGGGGGGGGCGCCGGGGACACCGGGACCACCGGGGACACCGGGGACACCGGAGACCGCCUGGUGUCCGACCGGUACGAGGUGUACUGGAACAGCUCCAACCCCCGGUUCUUCGGUGGCGAGUACACAGUGGAGGUGGCGAUCAACGACUACCUGGACGUGUACUGUCCGCACUACGAGGGGGAGGAGCCAUCGGAGCGCACGGAGCAGUACGUGUUGUACAUGGUGAACUACGACGGGUACACAACAUGUGACCACCGCAGGAAAGGAUUCAAACGCUGGGAGUGUAACCGCCCACUGAGCGCCAGCGGACCGCUCAAGUUCUCCGAGAAGUUCCAGCUGUUCACGCCGUUCAGCCUCGGCUUCGAGUUCCGGCCGGGACACGAGUACUAUUACAUCUCGUCUCCUCAUCUGAAUUUGGCUGGAAAACCUUGUUUGAAGCUGAAGAUUUACGUCAAACCAACGAACGACUCUGUGUACGAGUCUCCGGAACCGUUUCUGACGGACGACACCACCGGCGGCUGCGUCCUCGCUAGGCCCCGCCUCUCCCUGCUUCUCACCAUGUUGGUCGCGGCGCUCUUCAUCCUCUUCCUCGCCUGCUCAUAGUCCCUCCUCUUCAUCCUCCUCCUGUUCGCUGUGACAGAUCGGAAACGAGGCAGGAACACGUCUCACCGACCUCUGACCUUCAUCAGAGGUCACCUCAGCGGCUCAGCCAAUCAGGAGGCAGAGACUGACGGUGGGAGGAGCCUGGAGCUCAGGUGGCUCGAAUUACCACAGAUGUUCAUUUUUUAAUGAAUAACUUAUUCUUUUAUAUUCACACAACAAAAAUCCUUCAUUAAAUUUAAACUUUAUUUAAACUUUAUUUACAGCUAAAUAAAACAGAAUUAAUGAAGAAAUCAAAUAAAAGAUUUAAAUGAAAAGCUGGAGGUGAAGUUAAAGAUAAAAUCUGACUUUUUAAAGCUGAACAAGAUCAUUUGUUAUUUUGUGUAUGAAAAAAUAACCAAAACAUGAUUUUAAUGUACAUUUGUUUCCUUCUUUGAUUGUUAGAUUAUGUCUCUCUCUCUCUCUCUCUCUCUCUCUC